AACACGGUCAUACUUUUUUCUGCUUUGUGUUUUCUUACACGAAAUUUCGCGUUAUUCGCAAUUGUUGCUAUUAAAUUGUAAUUUACAAAGCCAAAACCGCAAAAUGUCUGACAACGAUGAUGAUUUCAUGUGCGACGACGAUGAGGAUUAUGGAUUGGAAUACUCCGAGGAUAGUAACUCGGAACCCGAUGUGGAUCUGGAGAAUCAGUACUACAACAGCAAGGCUUUAAAGGAGGAGGAACCCAAGGCUGCUCUGGCCAGUUUCCAAAAGGUGCUCGACCUGGAAAAUGGCGAAAAGGGCGAGUGGGGAUUCAAGGCGCUGAAGCAAAUGAUUAAGAUCAAUUUUAGAUUGUGCAACUACGACGAGAUGAUGGUGCGCUACAAGCAACUACUUACUUACAUCAAGAGCGCCGUGACCAGGAAUCAUUCGGAAAAGAGCAUCAAUUCGAUUCUGGAUUAUAUUUCCACUUCCAAAAAUAUGGCCCUACUGCAAAACUUCUACGAAACCACAUUGGACGCCCUGCGCGAUGCUAAAAACGAUCGUCUUUGGUUUAAAACCAAUACCAAACUGGGCAAGCUCUACUUCGACCGCAGCGACUUCACCAAAUUGCAAAAGAUACUCAAGCAGCUGCAUCAAAGCUGCCAAACUGAUGAUGGCGAGGACGAUUUGAAGAAGGGCACCCAGCUGCUGGAGAUUUACGCCCUCGAGAUUCAGAUGUACACGGUUCAGAAGAACAACAAGAAGCUUAAGGCCCUCUAUGAACAGUCGCUCCACAUCAAGUCGGCCAUUCCACAUCCUCUGAUCAUGGGAGUCAUUCGCGAAUGCGGCGGUAAAAUGCAUCUGCGGGAGGGAGAGUUUGAAAAGGCGCACACGGACUUCUUUGAGGCGUUUAAGAACUACGACGAAAGCGGAUCGCCACGGAGAACCACUUGCUUGAAGUAUUUGGUGUUGGCUAACAUGCUGAUGAAAUCAGGCAUAAAUCCCUUCGACUCACAAGAAGCAAAGCCGUACAAAAACGAUCCUGAAAUCCUGGCCAUGACCAACCUGGUCAACUCCUAUCAGAACAACGAUAUUAAUGAGUUUGAGACCAUUUUGCGUCAGCACCGCAGCAACAUCAUGGCCGAUCAAUUUAUAAGGGAACACAUUGAGGAUUUGUUGAGGAACAUUCGCACACAGGUGCUUAUAAAACUGAUUAGGCCCUAUAAAAACAUUGCUAUACCUUUUAUCGCUAACGCACUCAACAUUGAGCCUGCCGAAGUGGAAAGUCUGCUGGUUUCCUGCAUCCUGGAUGACACCAUUAAAGGACGCAUUGAUCAGGUAAAUCAGGUGCUACAGCUCGACAAGAUCAACAGCAGCGCCUCGCGAUACAAUGCCCUGGAGAAAUGGUCCAACCAAAUCCAAUCGCUGCAGUUCGCCGUGGUCCAGAAAAUGGCCUAAGUUCAGCUGUAUCUUAAACUACAGAUUUGAAACCGAUUAAAUAUUAUGGAAUUUAAAUUAAA
Drosophila ficusphila is the source of this 1500-nucleotide messenger RNA. RefSeq names its product COP9 signalosome complex subunit 2 (gene alien). Gene Ontology annotation, biological process: protein deneddylation. The coding region runs from base 104 to 1438 and encodes 444 amino acids. The record is from RefSeq and is a predicted model, not a curated record. Gene Ontology annotation, cellular component: COP9 signalosome. The transcript has 6 exons. NCBI's taxonomy places the organism in Eukaryota, Metazoa, Arthropoda, Insecta, Diptera, Drosophilidae.